This is a messenger RNA of Penicillium canescens, 4443 nucleotides long. RefSeq lists its product as uncharacterized. Gene Ontology annotation, biological process: transmembrane transport. Gene Ontology annotation, cellular component: membrane. NCBI's taxonomy places the organism in Eukaryota, Fungi, Ascomycota, Eurotiomycetes, Eurotiales, Aspergillaceae. Bases 1 to 4443 code for a protein of 1480 amino acids. The record is from RefSeq and is a predicted model, not a curated record. The transcript is spliced from 7 exons. Gene Ontology annotation, molecular function: ABC-type transporter activity; ATP binding; ATP hydrolysis activity.
AUGUCGGUCAUAGGCACCGACACUCUCGACGAUGAGGAUCGCACGGCCCAGGUCACGCACAGCCGCUUAACCGGACAUCAGGCAUCUGAGAGCAACUACAACUCCGAAGUCAGCGGAGGCCACGAAACUUCCAUAACCGAGGUAGGUGGAGAUGGAGGGACCGACUCAGGCGAUGAUGUCGAGGAAAUAGGGCGAAGGCACAGUCUGGUCCAAGAUCUUGCUCGCACUUUCACGUCAGAGUCACAGAAAAACCAAAUUGGGAGUGUCUUCCUAGCGCAGACAGAGUCAAACUCCUGCUUGGAUCCCAAUAGCUCGAGCUUUAAUGCCCGCGCCUGGGCCAGGGCACAGGUCGAAAAGGUCGCGUCGAGUGGUGGCUCGUUCCGGACCAGCGGUGUCUGCUUCCAAAAUAUGACGGUUUCUGGCUACAGCGCUGGCAGCCGCCACCAGAAGAACGUCGGGAAUGUGUGGCUGGAGGCCGUUGGGCUUGCCCGCCAAACCUUGGGCCAUGCUAAGAGCCGCGCUACAAUCUUGCACAAAUUCGAUGGCGUUGUGCAUAGGGGAGAGAUGCUUGUGGUCCUAGGGCCGCCAGGAUCCGGAUGCAGUACCUUCCUCAAAACCAUUGCCGGGGAGACGAACGGCCUCUUUGUCGAUGACCAGGCGUACUUCAACUAUCAGGGAGUUACUGCGGAGGAAAUGCACACCCAACAUCGGGGUGACGCGAUUUAUACCGCUGAAGUCGACGUUCACUUUCCUAUGCUCUCGGUUGGCGAAACUCUGACCUUCGCUUCACGUGCCCGCACUCCACGUCAUUUACCUUCUGGAGUGACUCCCUCCAUGUUCUCUGAUCAUCUCAGGGACGUCGUGAUGGCGAUGUUUGGCAUCAGUCACACCAAGAACACGAGGGUUGGCAACGAGUACGUUCGGGGUAUUUCCGGCGGGGAGAGGAAGCGAGUUACGAUCUCCGAGGCAGCUCUCUCAGGAGCACCGUUUCAAUGCUGGGAUAAUUCGACGCGAGGAUUAGACAGCGCGAACGCGAUUGAAUUUUGCAAGACGCUGAGACUUCAGACCGAAAUCUUCCAGACGACUUGCGCCGUGUCCAUUUAUCAAGCGCCGCAGAGCGCAUACGAUCUCUUCGACAAAGCCUUGGUCCUGUACGAAGGCCGGCAGAUUUUCUUUGGUCGAGCUGAUGAGGCUCGCCAGUACUUUAUCAAUCUCGGCUUUGAGUGCCCUGAACGUCAGACGACCCCCGACUUUUUAACCUCCAUGACUAGUCCCCGGGAGCGUCUGGUCCGUGCCGGAUAUGAAAACAUGGCCCCCAGGACGCCGGAUGAAUUCGCUGCCGCCUGGCACAACAGUGAGGCUUACCAGCGGUUGCGGGCGGAGAUUGACGCCUACAAGAUCGAACACCCCAUUGACGGACCCGAUGCGCAGACCUUCCGCGCCCUGAAAAGAGAGCAGCAAGCUAAGGGCCAGCGGGCGAAGUCCCCCUAUACUCUGUCGUAUAAGCAGCAGAUUGGCCUGUGCUUGUGGCGUGCCUAUCGACGCUUCCUUGGCGAUCCAUCGAUUACUGUUGGCCAGCUGAUUGCGAAUAUUGCUAUGGGGUUAAUUGUCUCCUCCAUAUAUUACAACCUGAACAUGACCACGGGAAGCUUCUUUCAACGUUCUGCUCUUUUAUUUUUUGCCGUCCUAAUGAACGCCUUCAGUUCUGCUUUGGAAAUUCUCACUCUGUAUGCCCAACGUGGAAUUGUCGAGAAACAUGAUCGAUAUGCCUUUUAUCAUCCUUCCGCGGAAGCAGUUGCCUCAGCUUUGAUGGAUAUGCCGUACAAGGUUUUGAACACCCUCGUCUUCAAUCUGAUUAUUUACUUUAUGAGCAAUCUUCGUCGUGAACCCGGGGCUUUCUUUUUCUACUUAUUCACGUCUUUCCUUGCUGUGUUAGCAAUGUCUGGCAUCUUUCGUACCAUUGCGUCUGCUUCCCGCACCCUGUCACAAGCCAUGGUACCAGCCGCCGGUCUUAUUUUGGCUCUCGUUAUGUUCACUGGAUUCGUCAUUCCUAUCGACUAUAUGCUGGGUUGGUCGCGGUGGAUCAAUUACAUUGAUCCCAUGGCAUACAUUUUCGAAUCACUUAUGAUCAACGAGUUUGCUGGUCGCCAUUAUCUUUGCACAUCGUUCAUCCCAAGCAACACAGUUUCUGGGUACGAAAAUAUCAGCAGCGAAAAUCGCAUAUGCUCGGCGGUUGGCUCUGUUUCUGGGAGUCAGUAUGUGCAAGGAACAGACUACAUUAAAGCUUCUUUCCGAUACGACCCUAGCCAUAAAUGGCGAAACAUUGGGAUCGUCAUAGGGUUUAUUAUCUUCUUUCAUGCUCUGUAUAUGAUGCUCACUGAGCUUGUCACUGCGAAAAAGUCUGAAGGUGAAGUACUCGUCUUCCGUCGAGGACACAGACCACCGCAGUUUAAGGAGAGUAAAAGCGACGCUGAGAUCGGCAUUCCACCUACUUCGGGACAUAUCGCCGUAGCAGAAAAGGCAGCCGAAAGUAUGUCUGAUGCAGAGUCCGGUGCUAUCCGAGAGACAACCAGCGUAUUCCACUGGAACAAUGUCUGUUAUGACGUCAAUAUCAAAGGUAAACCUCGCCGGAUCUUGGAUAAUGUGGACGGCUGGGUAAAGCCAGGAACUCUAACGGCACUCAUGGGCGUGUCCGGCGCUGGCAAGACAACCCUUCUUGACUGCUUGGCCGAUCGAGUAUCAAUGGGAGUGAUCACUGGCCAGAUGCUUGUGGAUGGGAAUCCCCGUAAUGCAUCAUUCCAGCGGAAAACAGGAUAUGUCCAGCAGCAAGACCUCCACCUAGAGACUACAACUGUUCGAGAAGCCCUCAACUUCAGUGCCCUCCUCCGUCAGCCAGGCCAUGUUUCCCGGCAAGAAAAGCUUGCCUAUGUGGAUGAAGUGAUCAAGCUUCUGGAUAUGGAAGAGUAUGCUGAUGCCGUUGUUGGGGUUCCUGGUGAAGGUCUCAAUGUCGAACAGCGCAAGAGAUUAACCAUUGGUGUUGAACUUGCAGCUAAGCCACCACUCCUGGUUUUUGUUGACGAACCGACCUCUGGUCUGGACAGCCAGACCUCUUGGGCUAUUCUUGAUCUCCUCCAAAAGCUCACCAAGAGUGGGCAGGCCAUCCUGUGUACCAUACACCAGCCGUCAUCCAUGCUCUUCCAACGCUUCGAUCGGCUACUUCUGCUGGCAAGUGGAGGAAAAACCGUUUACUUCGGCGCCAACCCCGCAGAAUGGAUGCUCGAAGCCAUUGGCGCUGCUCCAGGCUCAACUAGUAAGGUUGAUUGGCACGCGACCUGGCGGCAAAGUCCAGAAUUCCAAGCCGUCCAGACUGAACUCCAGCGGUUGCGAACUGACCGUAGAGAUGUUACUGGAACUCAAGGCAAGGUCCAGACAGGUUUACAAGAAUUCGCUGCUCCGUUUGGCUUGCAGCUUUGGGAGGUUACCCACCGGGUUGUCCAGCAGUACUGGCGUACCCCAUCUUACAUAUACUCCAAGGCCUCUCUCGUCACUUUGGUCUCUGCCUUUAUUGGGUUCUCAUUCUUCAAGGCCCCUAAUACCGUCCAAGGGCUCCAGAAUCAGAUGUUUGCUAUUUUCAAUCUCUUGACUGUCUUCGGCCAAUUAGUGCAACAGACGAUGCCGUAUUUCGUCAUCCAAAGAUCGCUCUAUGAGGUCCGUGAACGCCCUUCGAAAGUUUACUCUUGGAAGGUCUUCAUGCUUUCUCAAAUCCUCGUGGAAAUCCCCUGGAAUACGUUGAUGGCAGUAGUCAUGUUCCUUUGCUUUUACUACCCAAUCGGGCUCUACCAAAAUGCCGAACCUGCACACCAAGUCACCGAGCGAGGUGCACUGUUUUUCCUCUUCCUGUGGGCAUUCAUGAUGUUCACAUGUACCUUCACCGACUUCAUCAUCGCCGGCGUGGAGACAGCAGAGGCCGGUGGCAAUCUCGCCAACUUGCUCUUCAUGUUGUGUCUGAUCUUCUGUGGUGUCCUAGCCAGCCCCAAAGACUUUCCGCAUUUCUGGAUCUUCAUGUACCGAGUGUCGCCGUUCACUUACAUGGUCCAGGGUAUGAUGACUACCGCCGUCGCAAAUACAGAUGUAGUUUGCGCUGCAAAUGAACUGCUACAUUUCGCCCCACCCGCAGGGCAGAACUGCGGCCAGUAUUUGCAAGACUAUAUCAAUGCUGCUGGUGGAUAUUUGCAAGACCCAGAUGCGACUGAUUUAUGCACAUAUUGCACCAUCAAACAGACCAAUAUCUACUUGGCAGGUGUGAAUGCUUUCUAUAGCCAGCGAUGGAGGAACUUUGGCAUCUUCAUCGUCUUCAUCGUCGUCAAUAUUUUUGGGGCACUGUUUAUGUAUUGGUUGGCUCGAGUGCCGAAGAAAUCACUUUUUGGGAAAAAGUCGAAAUAA